CGGUUGGGCUCUGGCGCUUUCGCUUUUGCCGGGCCCAUGGAGGCGGCGGCGGCGGCGGGGGUGGAGGUGUCGGGGAUCCCGGCGGGGGUGGCGGAGGAGCUGCUGGUGCUCUACUUCGAGAACCGGCGGCGCUCGGGCGGGGGGCCGGUGCAGAGUUGCCGGCGGAGGGGCGCCCGCGCCCGCAUCGACUUCGAGAGCCCCGACGAUGCGUGCCGCGUGCUGUCCCGGGGCAGCCACUCGCUGCAGGGCGCCCAGCUGUCGGUAGCUGCAGCAGCACCGCGGGACUGGGGGAAGGUGGUGCUGCGGGGACUGAGCGGCCGAGGUGGCACUGAGCUGCUGGAGCGAGACGUGGAGCAGCUGCUGGGGUGCCCGGGUGGUGGAAUCCUGCUGCGACGGAGCCCUGACGGCGACCUGGCCCUGUUGCAGCUGCCGCAGCCCCUCACCCCCCACGAGUUCGUGGCUUUGGCUGAGCGGGUGCGAAAUGAGCGGCUGCCGGAGCCCAGCGGUCUGGAGCUGGACUGGGUGGCGCAGACGGACAGCGUGCUGGUGGCUGCUCUCGGCGGGGGGGCCCAGGGGGCUCUGAGCCAGGACCUGCUGGAGCUCUACUUUGAGAGCAAGCGGAGCGGUGGGGGCCCCGUGCGAGACGUCCGACUGCUCCCAGGGGCCACCGGGGCCGUGGUCUCCUUCAGCGACUAUGCAGUGGUGGACAGGGUCCUGCAAAAAUCCCAUCAGCUCCAGGGUCACCACUUGGACGUGUCCCCUCACUACGACUUCUUGGAGCCCCCUGAGGACGAGGAGACGGCCACAGAGGCGGCAGCUUCCCCAGAAGACGCUGGGAUUGCUCCUUCUCUGCGCGUGCCCCUUCCUGACGCGGCCACGCGGCGCCUGCUGGAGUUGGACCUUGUCCUGCGGGAGCUGGGAGCCCGUGUGCCGGAGUGCGCGCUUCGCCUGGAGGGAGGGGAGCUGUGCAUCUCUGGGGGAGACGCGGCCGGCCGGCAGCGGUUGCAGGAGAGCAUCCAGGAGGCGUUACGGGGAGCAGCCCAGGAACACCUGCCCUUCUCAGCCUGGGUCUUGGGCUUCCUGCAGCGGGCGGACGUGGGGGAGCGCCUGGCGGAGCUGCUGUCGGGGCAAGGGCUGGGGGCCUGCUACGUCCCCGCCGAGGAGGGGGUGCUGGUGGUGGCGGUGAGGCCGGCCGUGGCUCGCCAGGCCAUGUCCUUGCUGGGCUCGGCCCUGGCCUCCUUCUCCCUGCCGCUGUCGGACAGGCGGCUGCUGGCCCUGGCGUUGCCGCGCUGGGCCCAGGUGGAGGCAGGGCUGCGGUGCUGCCUCGUGCGCCUGGCGGAGGGCGGUGCGCGCCUGGAGGGCCUGACGUUGCGUGAGCUGGAGGAGGAGAACGUGGCGCACCUGGAAGCUUUCCUGCAAGACGGCGUGCCCGACGAGACGGUGGUGGCCAUGGAGGCAGGCGCCCUGCGAUACCUGCAGCUCUACUCCCAGGAGAUUCUCACCAGCAUUGGCAAUGUCACCCUGCUGCCACUGGAGGGCGCCGACGUCACAGGCUUCCGGCUGAGUGGCACGGCCGGGGCAUGCCAGGCGGCUGCUGAGCUGCUUCAGAGCCUGGCAGGGGCCAUCCACACCCAGACCCUGACCCUGCAGCUGCCCGGCAUCAGCCGCUUCCUCCUGGAUAGCCGCGGCCAGGCCGUUGUGCGAGACCUGGAGAGGCACUUCCGUUGUGUCGUUGGGCUGGAGAGGGUCCGCUGGAGCCCCGUGCUCUUGCAGCAUGAACUGGAAAUGUCCCAGACGCCCCUUGCCCUGAGUUGCCGCCGAGAUUCCUUGCGUCGCUCAGAGCAGCCCCCAGCCCUGCCCGACGUGGCCAGCAAGCAGAGCGAAGCCAACAUGGAAGAGAUCAAGGGCUUGCUGGUGGCCCUCCGGCCGGCCGGCGUCGGGGCUCCUGCAGAGGGGCGCACGGGGAGUGACGAGGCGGAGGGUGAGGACCUUUACUCAGCGCCUGAGCCAGAAGCCGCGGCGCCCUCUGCUGUCGAGGAGGAGAAGGAGGCGGCCGGGUGGGGGGAAGAGGAGAGCCUGGAGGAAGGGCCCCUGCGGGCUCCCACGGCGGAGGCGGCUGCGGAGGAGGCGGAGCUGCUCUUGGCCAUCCAGCAGUCGAUGGACAGCGCCCAGCAGGAGGAGGAGGAGCUGCGCCAGGCGACGGAGCUCUCUCUCCGCUCCUACCAGGAGGAGGCUGUGCGGGGGGCCAGUCCCGACGCUGCCCUGCAGGCCGUGCUCAGCAUCUCCCUGGAAGAAGCCCACCGGACGGCCAACUCGGCACAGCUGGGCAUCUGUGCAGCCUCCGAGGCGGACACGGUCCGGGUGGCACAGGAGUUGGAGGCGCAGCUGCGGGCGCAGCUGCGAGAGGAGACUGUGCACAACGAAGGCCUCUGCUCACUGCCCCCCCUUUGCCUCGAGUACCUGGCCCACCUGGAGCGCAAGCACGCCGUGCGCAUCUCGCUGGACGGCGCCGUGGCCACCGUUUGUGGCUUUGCUGACUACCCCGUGGCUGCCACCCGUGACCUGGCGUUGCUGCUGACCCGGCUGCUGCGAGCAGAGGUGGCCAGGGGGUCUGGGGGCGUCCGCUGGGUCCACUGGGAUUCCUCGGGGGGCGGGUCGCCCACCCCGUAUUCGGCAGAGGCCAGCGCCCUCCUGGAGCAGGCCUGGUGCCGAGGGCACAAGCGAGUGGACGUCUUCUUCGAUGGGUACCCGUUCACCAUCGACUUUGAGCGCAUGGAAGAGUAUGACAUUGGCAAUGCCCGGACUCUGCCCAUUGGCCGCACCGAGCAACCGGUGGCCCCCCCAGCCCCCCCAAGCCCCACUGCCCUGGCGGGCGAUGAAGUGAAGCUGCUGCUGCUCCCCGAAAGCUCAGAGGAGUUCCAGGGGACGGUGCGCCAGUUCUACGGCACGCUGGAGGAUUUCCACAACAAGAUCCGCAUCAUCAAGGUCCAGAAGGUGCUGCACCCCCUCCUGUACCAGCAGUACUUGCUGAAGAGAGGCGCCAUGGAGAAGGCCUGUGGGCGCCCGGAGGUGGAGCGGCUGCUGUACCACGGCACCACGGAGCAGUCCAGCCGGGAGAUCUGCCAGUUCGGCUUCAACCGCAGCUUCUGUGGCAAGAAUGCCACACGCUACGGCCACGGGGUCUACUUUGCCGUCCAGGCGUACAUUUCGGUGCAGGAACAGUACUCGCCCAGCAGCACAGAUGGCAACAAGUACAUCUUUGUGACACGGACUCUGGUUGGGGACUACACCACCGGCAGCCACGAGCUGCGAGCGCCACCCCUGCGGGAAGGAGACUCUGCCCUGCGGCGUUACGACAGCGUGGUGGACAACCUCCGGGCGCCCUCCAUCUUCGUCAUCUUCAACGACACGCAGGCCUACCCUCAGUACCUCAUCACCUGCCAGCGCUCCAGGAGGCGCUGACGGAUCGUGGGGGUGAAGAGCCCGGCCACGGGGGUCUGCUCCCUGGCACCACCCUCGCCCGGGGGUCUGCCCUGCGUCUGCUGCUGUGAUUGUCUCUUUCUCAGGAUUACCUCAGUGCCCUUCGGAUCCGAAGUGUCCUUCGUGUGGGCUGGAAGGGAAGGCGCAGAGCCUGCCCAGGCGGCCUUAUUUUGACCCCUGGCUUGUGGAUAUUUGAAGUGGGGGUAACUGCAGGGGUUGGGGAGUGGUCUCGAGGGCAGGAAAUGUGGGCACACGGGUGCUUUUGUUACUAUUUAACUGGGCAAGAACCCAGGUGGGCGGGGGCGGGGGGGGUGGCAGCACGUUGGAGAAUCUGGUCCUCAUCACAUAAUUUCUUCACAGCCAAAAGUCGUGGCCAAAUUCAGACGACUGGCGGGGACACACACACAUACACACACACACAGGUCUGCCUUGUUGCCUUCCAUUGCUGCCAGCCCAGUAAACUGCAUUCUUCGG
Messenger RNA from Sphaerodactylus townsendi, 3954 nucleotides. It is a transcript of the gene PARP10, whose product is annotated as poly(ADP-ribose) polymerase family member 10. Lineage: Eukaryota; Metazoa; Chordata; Lepidosauria; Squamata; Sphaerodactylidae. The record is from RefSeq and is a predicted model, not a curated record. Gene Ontology annotation, molecular function: transcription corepressor activity; zinc ion binding; NAD+ poly-ADP-ribosyltransferase activity. The coding region runs from base 37 to 3462 and encodes 1141 amino acids. Gene Ontology annotation, cellular component: cytoplasm; nucleus. The transcript has 10 exons. Gene Ontology annotation, biological process: negative regulation of gene expression.